Molecule: messenger RNA, 1077 nt
Organism: Stylophora pistillata
Lineage: Eukaryota; Metazoa; Cnidaria; Anthozoa; Scleractinia; Pocilloporidae
Biological process (GO): DNA integration
Molecular function (GO): nucleic acid binding
Source: RefSeq, a predicted model, not a curated record
AUGGGCAGCAUAAGGGAACAACUUCUUCGUACAGUACGAUCAGUCCUCACUGGUCUUUUUAAUGACCACGCCCAACAACUCAACGAUGAGGCCCUUCAAACUCUGUUUACUGAAGCAGAAAACAUCGUGAACAGCCACCCGCUCACCGUCGACAAUUUAUCAGAUCCAGAGGCACCUGAGCCAAUCAGACCAAAUCAUCUGCUCACUCUCAAGACAAAAGACUUCCGAAUCGUGUAUACUCCAUGGCAGAGUAAUAUAGCUGAUCCUCUUUCCUGCCUGCUCAAGCAAGAUAAAGUACAGAGUCAUCCUCAUGGAGCGGGAGAAUACAUCCAAUUCGCAGCCAUCAGUGCCACUCCCCAGGCAUUAACUACCAGAGAGAUCGAAGAAGCAUCUGAAGCAGACGAAGAAUUAAAAGUCAUGAGAGAAGCGAUUAAAACUUGCCGAUUUGAGAAAUACAAAGAGUAUGCACCAGCCGCAGGAGAACCGUGUGUGAUUGGACAGCUGGUCUUAAGAGGUACCCGUAUUGUAUUACCAAACAAAUUCAGAUCUCAGGCAAUCAGCUUAGCUUACAAGGCACACCUGGGAAUCAUUAGUACAAAGCAAAAUUUAAGAAGUAAAGGGUGGUGGCCUCAUAUGGAUAAGGCAGCAGAGAAAUUCUGCAAGUCCUGUCACGGAUGUCAACAGGUAUGUUGUCCAGACCCACCCCAGCCAUUGAGAUCCACUACACCACUGGAAAGGCCUUGGCAAGACCUAGUCAUAGAUCUUCUAGGACCACUUCCAUCUGGACACUCAAUUCUCGUUCUUGUGGACUACUACAGCCGUUAUUAUGAGUAUACAAUCAUGACCUCAACUGUCACAGAGAAAGUAAUCGACAACCUGGAGGAAAUGUUCAGCCGCCAUGGCCUACCCCUGACCAUCAAGUCAAACAAUGGUCCACAGUUCUGCUCAGAAGAAUUUCGGGAAUAUUGUAAGCAGAAUGGAAUUGUUCACAUUAAGACCACACCAAAAUGGCCUCAAGCCAAUGGGGUGGUGGAGACAAUGCAUCCUGAUGAAGAGGAUUCACAUUGCCCAAGCUGA